ACCCUUGUAGCUGGAGUAUGGUUACUUGUUCGGCUGAUGGCUAUGUUUCCGCUUUGGGACUUCCUAGUCUGAGCUUGUCCGGGACUCUUUCUCCAGGGAUUGGAAACCUUACAAACUUGCAGUCAGUAUUGCUCCAAAAUAAUACUAUUUCUGGUCCUAUUCCGGAUACAAUUGGGAAGUUAGAAAAACUUCAAACGCUUGAUGUCUCGAACAAUUUAUUUACUGGAGAAAUACCAACCUCCUUGGGAGCACUACAGAACCUUAAUUAUUUGCGUUUAAAUAACAACAGCCUUACUGGAUCCUGCCCUGAGUCUCUGUCCAACAUUGAAGGUCUCACACUUGUGGAUCUUUCAUACAAUAAUCUGAGUGGUACCAUUCCGAAAAUAUCAGCAAGAACAUUCAAAGUUGUUGGUAAUCCUUUAAUCUGUGGGCCCAAGGCCGGCGACAACUGUUCUGCUGUCUUCCCGGAGCCUCUUUCACUCCCACCAGAUGCUGCAUCAGAUUCUGGAACAAAUGGCCAUCAUGUUGUUGUUGCUUUUGGUGCAAGUUUUGGUGCUGCUUUUUUCGUCAUACUUCUUAUUGGUUUAUUUUUUUGGUGGCGAUAUAGACACAAUCAGCAGAUAUUCUUUGAUGUCAAUGAUCAAUAUGACCCUGAUGUAAGAUUGGGCCAUUUGAAGAGGUAUACAUUUAAGGAGCUUCGGGCUGCAACAGACCAUUUCAACUCAAAAAACAUUCUUGGAAGAGGUGGGUUUGGCAUUGUAUACAAAGGGUGCUUGAAUGAUGGAAAUUUGGUGGCUGUUAAAAGGUUGAAGGACUUCAAUAUAGCAGGUGGUGAAAUCCAAUUUCAGACAGAAGUGGAGACUAUAAGUUUAGCAGUUCAUCGCAACCUUCUUAGGCUCAGUGGCUUUUGCUCUACUGAGAAUGAAAGGCUGCUUGUUUACCCUUAUAUGCCAAAUGGAAGUGUAGCUUCCCGCUUACGAGAUCAUAUCAAUAGUAGGCCAGCUUUAGACUGGACAAGGCGUAAGAGGAUUGCCUUGGGUACAGCUAGAGGUCUACUUUAUCUGCAUGAACAGUGUGACCCCAAGAUUAUCCACCGUGAUGUCAAAGCAGCCAACAUCUUGUUGGAUGAAGAUUUUGAGGCAGUUGUCGGAGAUUUUGGGUUAGCCAAGCUCUUGGAUCACAGAGAUUCCCAUGUGACUACAGCUGUGCGUGGCACUGUUGGCCACAUUGCCCCUGAGUACUUGUCGACAGGUCAGUCAUCAGAAAAAACUGAUGUCUUUGGUUUUGGGAUCUUGCUUCUUGAGCUGAUAACUGGUCAGAGAGCCUUAGAUUUUGGACGAGCAGCAAACCAGAAAGGUGUUAUGCUUGAUUGGGUAAAGAAGCUCCAUCAUGAAGGAAAGUUGAACCUUCUGGUGGACAAGGAUCUAAUGGGCAAUUUUGACGAGGUUGAAUUGGAAGAAAUGGUUCAGGUUGCCCUGUUAUGUACACAAUUUAAUCCUUCCCAUCGACCGAAGAUGUGUGAAGUCUUAAGGAUGUUAGAAGGUGAUGGUUUAGCUGAAAAAUGGGAGGCCUCACAGAAGGUUGAGACACCCAGAUUCCGAUCCUUAGAAAACCCUCCUCAAAGAUACUUAGAUUUCAUAGAAGAGUCUUCACUUGUGGUGGAAGCCAUGGAACUUUCUGGCCCUAGGUGACAUUAAUCUAUAACUACUAUCAUCACUUCACAUCAUUUAGUUGUAGAGCUUUAAAACAAGCAAUCUGCCAUUGUCAAAUGCACGUAUUCAUCUGUAAAGAGUAAAAAGAAAAGAGGGGAAAGCCAUGUAUAAGUAUUUUUGUGGAAAGAAAUGUAAUUCAGUUGAUUGUUGUGGUUCUA
Messenger RNA from Carica papaya (papaya), 1870 nucleotides. It is a transcript of the gene NIK3, whose product is annotated as NSP-interacting kinase 3. The record is from RefSeq and is a predicted model, not a curated record. Gene Ontology annotation, molecular function: protein binding; ATP binding; protein kinase activity. NCBI's taxonomy places the organism in Eukaryota, Viridiplantae, Streptophyta, Magnoliopsida, Brassicales, Caricaceae. Gene Ontology annotation, biological process: protein phosphorylation.